Molecule: messenger RNA, 2012 nt
Organism: Rhineura floridana
Lineage: Eukaryota; Metazoa; Chordata; Lepidosauria; Squamata; Rhineuridae
Product: semaphorin-7A-like
Exons: 14
Coding region: 1-1908 (635 amino acids)
Biological process (GO): negative chemotaxis; neural crest cell migration; negative regulation of axon extension involved in axon guidance
Molecular function (GO): semaphorin receptor binding; chemorepellent activity
Source: RefSeq, a predicted model, not a curated record
AUGAGAGCACCCCCUGUUUACCUCCUCUCCCUCUUCUGCCUCAUCUCCUCCCAAAAGGUCCCCAGGCUGAAGCUGAUUCUGCAAGAUGCCCCGACGUUCACUUUUAAGAGUAGGCAGAGACCAACAACGAUGUUCCACGACACCGGAUCUGACCAGGUAUUCGUCGGUGGACAAGGGAGGCUGUAUCUCCUGACAUUUACAGGUUCUGAGGUCACCCCAACAGAGGUCACCCUGAAGGCCGACGUGAAAGCUGAGAAGGACUGUAAAAGCAAGCCUGGAGCUGUACAGGAGGACUGUGAUAAUUUCAUCCGGGUGAUCGAGAAGCAAGACAACAAGAUCCUUGUCUGUGGAACCAAUGCAGCUUCUCCCAAAUGUUGGUUUCUGGUCAGUGGCACAACGUUGCAAAAGGACAAGGAAGGCCGGAUUUUCACCGCCGCAGGGGAAAACAUCUCCCCAGUGUCACCCUCCCAAAAUGCUGUGACCAUUGUCGUAGAAGAUAGCCUUUAUUCUGCAUUGUCUGGGAACAAAAGCACUAUCCAGAGGAGCUUUGGGAAGAAAAAGGGGCUUAAAAGUGAAGACAGCUGGCUGGCCCGAGCGGAAUUUGUUGGCGCCGCCCUGCUGGCGGAAAAGGACCGGAGUAAUGACGAAAUCUUCUUCUUCUACAACGAGGUCAACCAGACGGCCGGGCUGGAUGAGGAGCCUUAUAAAGCCCGGCUCGGACGUGUCUGCAAGGUUGACCAAGGUGGGAAGCCCGUCAUGUCAGAUUCCUGGAGCACCUUCCUUGAGGCGAGGCUGGUGUGCGGACACCCCACUGAACCAAAGCGCUUCCACCACCUCCGGGACACCUUUGUUUUCAAGAAGGAGGGUGGUAAGAACGAGACAGUGCUGUACGGCAUCUUCUCCAGCACGUGGGGGUCAUCGGCUGUCUGUUCAUACUCCAUGAACGAAAUCAGCUCAGUUUUCAAGACUUCAAAGUUCAAGGGUGUCACGGGUUCCAUCCCCUCGCCCAGACCUGGCAUGUGUGCCUCACCGGACACCCAUCCACCCUUGCCUAAAGCUACCCUAACCUUCAUCAAGGAUCACCCAGAAAUAGAUGCAGUCAUCUACCCGGACGAGGAACGUCCCCUCUUUGUCCUCCAGAAUAACGACACGUACACCCAGGUGGUGGUGGAUAGCGUGCGGGAUGCCAGCGGUGCACCCCAUGAUGUCCUCUUCCUAGGAACAGCCAAAGGGAAGAUCCACAAGGUGCUGCGAAGCAAGGACCAGACGGUGAUUGUGGCGGAGAUGAGUCCCUUCAAGACGGAAGCCCCUGUCUCUUCUAUGAUCCUGGACGCCAACACGGGCCACCUGUACGCCAGCACUGAGUUCGAGGUGACGCGCCUGCCAUUGGCAGACUGCAACCAGUAUAAGGAAAACUGCUGGAAGUGUGUCCUGGCUCGUGACCCGUACUGCGGGUGGGACGUGGACGGGAAGAGCUGCUCUGCCGUCUCUCAAGGCGGUAACCGCACGGGCAGCUUGUUUCAGAACCUGGGUUCGUCCAACGCCGCAUCUGUGUGCGAGAAGGCUAAAGAAAAAUUAGCCCAGGAGGCACUCAAGAAAGUGAGCGUAGACCCCACUGGCUAUAUCUAUUUGCCAUGCCCUCUUCAAUCUCGCCAUGCCAUCUAUACUUGGGUCAAAGACGACAAGACGUACCCGUGUUCCAUGGACGAGCAAUCUUGCACUCUCCGCUUCGGGGAGAGCACCCCAAUGGACCAAGGUGUCUUUAAAUGCACUGCCCGAGAAGAAGGGUAUCAAGAGGAAAUCACAGCCUUCAAAGUCACCCUCAACAGCGGUCGGAUCCCAGAGGUCUCCCUGGCUGUUGUGGCUACAGGCAUCUUGUUUCUGGCCAUAACGAUUCUCUUGCUAUAGACCAGGCUGUGGAUCUUAUCAUCACACACUGCCAACUCAUUGUCUGUUUUUUUAAAAAAAACAAUUAGUACCAAAUAAUUCUGUUGUUCCUGCUCAUUUUUUCC